CGACACUUUCCCUCCAAACUUCUUCGCCCCUCAUUUUCUCCCACUUUCUUUCAGGAAUUUAUUGUGAGCUGCUGCUGGGUGUAGAAACCCUAGAAUUAGAAGAAAAAUGAAGUUUAAGGCCUUUUUAACUGACCACGGUAUUAACCUACUCGAAAAACGAUUCUUACAAGCCCUAGACAAAAUGGGAAAGACAUGCCAUCUUUACCUAACUCGAGACCACGCCAUUUUCCUUCACAACCUUUUAAAUGGCGACGGUAUUCAAUCCAUUGCUCAGUUUCGUAAAGAAGCCCUUUUUGAAGACUACCGUAUCUCUAGUCAAAACGAUGACCGUAUCGCCUUCACUAUUGACCUGUCACUCCUCCACCGCGCCCUUCGCAGUAUUUUGACUAUUUAUACUGAAUUUGGUGGGUCACAUAGUUGCCCGACUGUUAACCGUUUGCAGAUUAAGUUGGUUAAGAAACUGCCACCACAUUCCUCACAGCCUAUGCCGUUUUUGACUUUUGAAACCAAAGGUUACAAGUCUGCUGUUAUUCAAGACGUGCCUAUUUCUAAACCGUUGUCUAGGUCUGAUAUACUUGAACUGCAAACGGCUCUUGAUAUGGCUCAAGAUUUGCCUCAGACUUUGGUUCAGGUUCCUGACUUAAACCAGUUACAGAACUUUGUGGAUCGAAUGAAACAUGUGGGUGAUGUGUUGAAUGUUUCUAUUACUAAAUAUGGUGACCUGCAUUUGCAAAUCUCGACUAGUUUGAUCACACUUGGAGCAGAGUUUAGGAAACUGAAGGUUAUAGGAGAACAAGCGCAGGGUCCGUCUGGAGAUGAUAAUUUGAAUGCUCAGAUACGAACGCAGAGGGCGAUUGAUAGAGGGGAUGCAAUGAGUGUGCAAGUUAGUGUGAAGCAUUUCUUCAAGUCUCUGCAGUGUCAUUUUGCUAAACCAGAUUGUGCUUUCUAUGGAAUUGGGCAACAAGGUUCUUGCUUGACUGUGGUGUUUCAGUUCUUUGUCCCGGGUACUCGCCAAACAGAUAAAUCUAUCAGUCUGCAUUGUCGGCUUCCUGUACUUGACCCUGGUAACGAUUGAAGGUCAAUGAAGAUUUGAGUUUUAUGUUGUGUUCCUUCUGUUUAUGUUAUUAUCUUUUGAUGGUCAUGAAAUGUAGACUAGCAUGUGAUCUGAGACCAUUUAUAGUUUGAGGCAGCGCCCUGAAUGUUUUAUAUUUAAUAUUUUGAUCCAACUACUAAAACUUGAUACUUUGAAGUAGAUCAUAAUAUAAUUUUAGAGGUGAA
Messenger RNA from Erigeron canadensis, 1278 nucleotides. RefSeq names its product checkpoint protein hus1. The record is from RefSeq and is a predicted model, not a curated record. NCBI's taxonomy places the organism in Eukaryota, Viridiplantae, Streptophyta, Magnoliopsida, Asterales, Asteraceae. Bases 107 to 1075 code for a protein of 322 amino acids. The transcript is spliced from 2 exons. Gene Ontology annotation, cellular component: nucleolus; site of double-strand break; checkpoint clamp complex. Gene Ontology annotation, biological process: nucleotide-excision repair; telomere maintenance; mitotic intra-S DNA damage checkpoint signaling.